AAGAAAAAUUUCGGGGGGAGAGAGAGAGAGAGAGAGGAUUUGACAUAAAGCAAGAAAAAGAAGGGGGAGAAAUACAUUUUUGUGAUUUCUCAUUCAUGGGCUGCACUGUUUCUCGACCAGAAGGUCUUUUCAGCACCAAAGACGCCACCAUUGAAGAUUGUUUUGCUUCUUCUGCUCUUGAUUUUGUUUCUUCUUCAUCUGUCUCAAGAACCCUUUCUCUCCCAACGCCUCCGGUCCACCAUCCUCCCUUGAAGAAGGGCGAUACCCAUCACCUAGUUUCCCUUACCUCCACAACCUACGGUUCUCUUCUUCUCCUUGAUCAAUCUUCAUCAGAUCAUCAUCAGAGCAAGACCCUAGCCCUAGAAUCAGAAACCCAAGAAAGCGCAUCUCCCGUUUCGGUUAUCAACGCCUGGGAACUCAUGGCCGGCCUUGACGACUUUGAUUGCUCAUCUAAACCCAACAAAGGUUCCUUCCUUGAAAGAUCCUUCUCCGUUCGUCAUGAUUCUUCUUCCUCCAAUAAACCCUUUUUCGCCCGCACUGGAUCCGUCAAGAAGCUCUGCAGCUCCUUCGAAGCCACCAGAUUAGAUAAUUCGGAUUCGAAUUCGAAUUCGAACUUGAUCGGCGAAGGGAAGGUGAAGAAAUUGUGCAAUUCGUUUGAACCGUCGGCAGAUCCUGGGGAGAAUAAUAAUUCAUCGAUGAAGCCUCUCUGGAAACACAUGUCGGAGGAAAUGCUUUUGGCUGAUAUGGAUCCCAACGUGGUUUCUAGUUUCAGACGGGCUAUAUCGUCUAGGCAAUUGGGUAUGAAUCAAUCGAAGAUGGUGAGGCCGUCUGUGGGUUCGAGCUCUAGGUUUUCACCUUUAUCGGAGUAUCGUAGUCGAUUACCCGGAACUGAGGAUAAGAUUGUUGUGUAUUUCACUAGUUUACGGGGAAUUCGAAGGACUUACGAGGAUUGCUGUGCUGUUCGUAAUAUAUUUAGAGGAUUUAGGGUUUCUGUGGAUGAGAGAGAUAUUUCUAUGGAUUCUGCUUAUAGGAGAGAGCUGCAGAAUGUGCUGGGAGAGAAGACUUUUAGUUUACCCCAGAUUUUUAUUCGUUCGAGGUACAUUGGUGGGGCUGAAGAGAUAAAACAGCUUCAUGAGAUGGGUGAUUUGAUCAAGCUUCUUGAAGGGUUCCCUCUUCGUGAUCCCAGGUUCGUCUGCGAGAGCUGCGGUGAUGCGAGGUUUGUUCCUUGCUUGAAUUGUAAUGGCAGUCGCAAGGUUUUUGAUGAAGACGAAGAACAAUUGCGCAGGUGCCCGGAAUGCAACGAGAACGGAUUGAUACGGUGCCCUAGUUGCUCUUCUUAAAUGCUUCUAGUUAUUAAUGGCGUAUAUAUCACUGUUUCUUGAAUGCUUCUAGCGAUUAAUGGUGUAUAUCUAUAUAGCUGUUGUGAAAAAUGUUGGAAGAAAAGGGGGAAAAAAAUAUUGCUUUUAUUGCUUUUUAGUGUGGGUUUCUGUCAAUCUGGGGUGGUGAUUAGAAGAAACUUUUCUUGGGUUUUCUUUUUCUCUCUGUAAAUUGCUUUCCAACAGGGCGUUCUUGUUCAUCAUCUCCCUAAACAUAACAAAGAAAUAAAUCGAAUUUUUU
This is a messenger RNA of Telopea speciosissima, 1617 nucleotides long. RefSeq lists its product as uncharacterized. The transcript has a single exon. Bases 96 to 1340 code for a protein of 414 amino acids. Lineage: Eukaryota; Viridiplantae; Streptophyta; Magnoliopsida; Proteales; Proteaceae. The record is from RefSeq and is a predicted model, not a curated record.